This is a messenger RNA of Yamadazyma tenuis ATCC 10573, 747 nucleotides long. The record is from RefSeq and is a predicted model, not a curated record. Lineage: Eukaryota; Fungi; Ascomycota; Pichiomycetes; Serinales; Debaryomycetaceae.
GGGUUUGCGACGCUCUGGCGCCGCGGCUCGACUCUUGUCGCGACUGUUCGUAUUUACCCGUUCACACAAGACUCAGUUCGAGUACGAAACGCGGGUGGGAAAUUCGGUGAUUCUCUCCGUCCAGGGCGUGCGGGUGGCGGUAUCAGUACCACCAGCCGCACGCCACAAUGUGCUCUUGAGAGCUCCAGGCGUGAAACGCUGGGUGCACGGCAUCAGAAACUAACGGUAAAGUAAUUUAUCGUAUGGGAGCCGUGUCGGACGGUUGAUCUUCCAUUAGUGGGGAGGUACUUGAGUGCAAUAUACGAACUUCAACUCGUUUGAAGAACUCGAUACCGAUCACAGUUGUGAGCAGAGUUUAUAUUUUUGUUUGACUUUUUGGUUGUCGCGAAAACUAUAUCACACCAUAAUGAUUCUCAACAGCAUUCGAAAGAUCUUUAUGUCGUUCCGUACCGAAGAGGAAGAGCGACUUUACUCCCGAGCAGCCUUCUUCAAUCUCCUUGGGUUCCUUGGGUCAUGUGUGGCGUUCUCGGUGCUUGCUCAACGAUUGCUGAGAAAUCCACGAGAAAUAGCCCAUAUUGCCAGGGCCAACGCAUUAAUCAGAGCCAUUCAGGCCUAGGCUGGCCUUAGAGGAAGCCUAUACCGCGAGAAAUAGGUCAGAUAUAGGCCAUAGCGCCUAUCAGGUUCAUCAAACAAUGGUGUAUAAUAUCUACAGGAACUAAUACAACAGAAAGAAAAGAGAACACCAUC